This is a messenger RNA of Argentina anserina (silverweed cinquefoil), 1150 nucleotides long. Its product is annotated as PHD finger protein ALFIN-LIKE 4. The transcript is spliced from 5 exons. Gene Ontology annotation, biological process: regulation of DNA-templated transcription. Gene Ontology annotation, molecular function: transcription coregulator activity; transcription cis-regulatory region binding; histone binding. The record is from RefSeq and is a predicted model, not a curated record. The coding region runs from base 97 to 858 and encodes 253 amino acids. Gene Ontology annotation, cellular component: nucleus. NCBI's taxonomy places the organism in Eukaryota, Viridiplantae, Streptophyta, Magnoliopsida, Rosales, Rosaceae.
CUCUCUCUCUCCCAAACUCUGAGAGGUCAAAUAUUUCUCACUUUUCCCUCCUCUUUUUCUCAGUCUCCGAACUCUUCGUUCAAUCGGUCAAUCGCCAUGGACGCUGGCCCGCCGUACAAUCCCCGGACGGUUGAGGAGGUCUUCAGAGACUUCAAAGGCCGCAGGGCCGGCUUGAUUAAAGCUCUCACUACCGAGGUGAACUUGUUUUUCCAGCAGUGCGAUCCUGAGAAGGAGAAUCUUUGCCUCUAUGGAUUGCCAACCGAGCAGUGGAAAGUUACAUUGCCUGCAGAGGAGGUUCCUCCGGAGAUUCCAGAGCCGGCACUUGGUAUCAACUUUGCCAGGGAUGGGAUGCAAGAAAAGGACUGGUUAUCCUUGGUUGCUGUCCACAGUGAUGCAUGGUUACUUGGAGUGGCCUUUUACUUUGGUGCUAGGUUUCAAUUUGAAAAGACUGAUAGGAAACGCCUCUUUAAUAUGAUAAAUGAGCUUCCAACUAUAUUCGAGAUUGUUACAGGGACAGCCAAGAAACAAGUAAAGGAGAAGUCAACAAAUUCAAAUCAUGGCAGCAACAAACCUAAAUCAAAUUCUAAGAGAGGUUCUGAGUCUCAGGGGAAGUAUGCAAAGGUUAUGCAAGCAAGGGAAGACUAUGAGGAUGGCUCAGAAGAUGAAGAUGAGGAUGAGCAUGGAGAGACACUAUGCGGUGCCUGUGGAGAGAACUAUGCAUCCGAUGAAUUUUGGAUUUGCUGCGAUGUCUGUGAGAAGUGGUUCCACGGCAAAUGUGUGAAGAUCACCCCAGCAAGGGCCGAGCAUAUCAAGCAGUAUAAAUGUCCCUCUUGCAGCAACAAGAGAUCCCGGCCUUGAUGAUUGUGAAUGUGGCAAAUUUCUGUGCUCCCAUGGGCGAGCACUAAUUGUCUAGUAGGUCAGGCUUCCAUAUCUCUUCAUCUCAUUCCUGCAGUUCAGGGAACUUAUGUAGGAUAAUAUCUAGGUUUCCAGUGUUCUUUUUAAAUUUAUCACGUUAGGAUAUUUAUCUUCGAGUUGAAAAUCAUUUCCCCUCUGGACAUUGUGGGACUUCUUGUCCUUCUGCUUGGAACUGAUUGUAGGAUUUGUAGCUGAGACUAAGUACUGUUUUUAAAUGAAUUGGUUCAAUUUAUCA